Zea mays is the source of this 8703-nucleotide messenger RNA. Its product is annotated as transcription initiation factor TFIID subunit 4. The record is from RefSeq and is a predicted model, not a curated record. Bases 3618 to 5180 code for a protein of 520 amino acids. Lineage: Eukaryota; Viridiplantae; Streptophyta; Magnoliopsida; Poales; Poaceae. The transcript has 3 exons.
UCCCCUCGUUUCUCAGGAUGAGUGGCCACAAUGAUGUUCUCAGUUAGAUUUGUUAUCGUAUCUUAUGGAGUUACAUGUGAUCGAUCGACAGAUCAAGGGUGUGGCCCUGAAGCACGACGACGUAGGGUGGCAGCAGGGCAGAGGAAACCCACUGCCGCCGGCGCCUCCAACACCCCAAACAGACCGGCCUGGCUGGCGGUGCGCCCUCGCUGCCGAUUCGUGCGUGGCAGCGCAGGCGACGCGAUCACGCAGCCACCGAGGCAGGCCAUGGCGCCCAAGCCGCGGGACGGAGCGCCAGAAACCGCCCCACCGCCCAUCCAUCCGCUUCCAUCCAUCCAUCCACUGGUGAUCGGAUGCUCCGCGCCGGCCCCGGACCCGGUGGUGGAGCGGGCGCGGUGAACACACCACACCACAGGGGCUCGGCCUCGGCGUCCCCUCACGCCUUUUUUGAAAACCUCACCCUCUUCUCCUCCUCCUCCCCCUCCCUGUCUCGCUCGCGUCGCCCCUCCACUGCACCCGCCUCUCUCCCUCCUCUCAUGGUCAUCAUGGCCGGUGCCUCCGACCGCCGCCGCCACCACCACCACGACCACCACACAGCCACGGCCAAGCCCGCUCCCCCCGCCGCGGCGUCUCCGUCCCCGACGCCGGCUCCCGCCAACCGCACCCGCCUCCACGACUUCGCCUUCCCGACGCAAAGCUGGGGCGCGCACCGCCUCCUCCGCUGCUCCAAGGACGUCGGCGGCCCUGCGUCCCCGCCGCCGCACCCGCAGACGCCGUCGCCGGACAAGGAGAAGCACCAGCAGGCCUCCUCCCCCGGCGCCGCGGCCGCGUCGCAGCCCCCGCGCCCCUGGAACCUCCGCACCCGCCGCUCUCCCACCGCCGCGCCGCUCGCGUCGAGAUCGGACGCCGCGGCGCCGGCGGGCGGAGCGCAGCCGCCGCAGCUCCAGUCGCCGCCCCCGCCGGCCGCGCCCACGAAGAGGGCCUUCUCCGCCGCGCUCAGCAGGGACGAGAUCGCCGAGGACUUCGCCACCAUCCGCGGAACCCGCCCGCCGCGCCGGCCCAAGAAGCGCCCGCGCGCCGUGCAGCGCCAGCUCGACAUGCUGUACCCGGGGCUGUCUCUCGCCGACGUCAAUCUGGACUCGUACAAGAUCGAGGAGCAGAGGUGAUCGGCGCCCUGCUGCUGCUGCUGCUGCAAAUCGGAGGAGCUUUUCAGAUGUUUCCAGCUGUCCCUUUCUUGGUGCGAUGGCUAACAUCGCCAUCCCAUGGUUCUUCUAGUUCCUGUGGAUUAGGAUGCCGAACGCUUGAUUUCCAGUGCUAAUCUGUACAGGGAGUCCUGCUAUUAAGUAUAUGAUAAAUUAGUUAUGGGGCCGCUUGGUCAUGCUCGUGCUUCCUUAUCUGAUGUUGAGUCUGGGGUAUUAUGGUUCUGGUAGGAUUGGCCGAUUGGGUAAUGUCCUUUGGCCAUGAGAAGCUGUCAUGGGAUUGUACAUGGUUCUAAUCUAUGAAAUGUUCCUGUUUCUCUCAUUCAAAAUUCCAACAAGUAAAGUGCUGAUUGAAUGGCAUGGCAAUUUCUUUGGAGAGUUUUUUUUUUGCCCCACCCGUUCAAAUUUCUCCUUUCUGGAUUCACUGAUGAAAACCAUGUCACUUAGUUGCAGACAACAGGGGGAGACAGCUCUGAUUCUACUCCGCCAGAGUAUGAAUUCUACUUGCGUGAAAGUGAUGGCACAGAAUACUUGUACUGGUAUAUAAGGAACGUGGUCUGCCAAAAUUCUACUUUGUAUCCGAAAUCUGGCUGGUCAUCAUGCAACCUAUAUAUGCAUCUUAUAUUUCUGCAAGUGUAAUGCGCACAAAUGUCUUCUUUUGGAGUUAUUAAUAUAUUUACUGAGGGUUGUUCGGUUGCGUCUCGAUCCAAGGGGAUUAAAUCGCUUCCUAGUCAAAAUUGAACAGGAGGGGAUUUAAUCCCCUCAAUCCCCUUCGAUCCAGACACAACCAUUUUGACUAGGGAGAGAUUUAAUCCCCUUCGAUCAAGACGCAACCGAACAAGACCUUAUGAUCCAGGCACACUCUCUUCGCUAAAUGCAUUUGGUACAGAAUUGGAGCUUUGGAUGUUCAUUUCACUUGAGCACAUUUCUGAUGUGAAAAGACUGCCUGGUUGGUGUAGGAUAAUCCUGAAUCCGUAUGUCCUGGGUUCAUGAGCCCUUUUUCUUUUCUUUUCCCGUUUUUGGUGAGAACUUGGAUGGCAUUGUCCGCUAUGCUGUGUUGGUAUAGCCAAGCUUCUUCACGAUUUAUUCAUCUGGUGAGAUCAUCUUUGCACCUGUACACUUGGUAAUGCCCUAUGUCCACGUAAUUGACUUGGUUCAGAAUGCUGGAUGUUGCUGUUGUGCAGGGCACCUGGUCUGGUUUCUCUUCAUGGCAACCUGAAGUUUUGUGUUCUAGACUUGUGGUGUGGCAAGCAAAUCUGUAUGGUGAGGCAGCAAGGAGAACUUUGGUAGAGUGGGAGAAGCACAACGCGAGAUGUCAACAGCGUCCUCGUCGGCGGGCAUAGUCGAUGAUGGCUACGCAGCCGGAGCCCCGACUUCGGCGAGCGCUGCGUGGUGAAACAACGGGUUAACUGUGCUGUAGAAGGAAGACGGAGGAGCCAUGCGACGGCCGCGCGCGCGCGGCUUCCUCCUGUGAGUUGGUUCUGAGCUUGGUGCACCCUGCGCCGCUCCUCCCCCUCUUCUUCGUCGUCUUCACACCCGCUGUCCUCGCUUCUCUCCCCCUCUUCUCGCUUGGUCUUCUUCGUGCUGAGGGAUGGAUUUGUCUCGUCUGGACUUUCGGCCGGGGUGCUUUUUGAAGCUGAUGUUUGGCGCCGGUUUUCCUCUCCUGUUUGCCCCGGAAGCCCGCGCUCCCCAUCGGCAUUCUGGCUUGUUGUCUCGUUUGGAAGAUGUAUCUUCAGGCUUGAUCCUGUCUCGGUUGGUCAUAUCCUUCAAGCUGCUUUUGGUGGUUCUGCCAGGGGAUUCAUGGUCCUCCCGCUUGCCGAUCGGGUUUUCCGUUUCUCGGUUUCCUCCAGGGAUGUUGGGUUCCACAUUUACAACUCCAGAUGCAUCGCUCGUUCUGAAUUCAAAGCUUUCUUCAACUUGUGGAACUCGGGUGGACCAAAUUGGAACUAUGAGCUCAAACUAUUCCUUCAGGAGGAGAAUGCCAACUGGUGGUUUGUCUCGGGCAGGAAAAAAUCUCAUUCGCUGAUGUGGUUAGGCGCCCGCCUUUGACUGGUGCAAAUGUUGUCCCAGUUCGUCGUCACCGUCGUUCUUUCUGUUCAGCUGGAAAAUUGAUUGCUCUGAGGACUUCUGUAUAGAUUGGGUUUCCCCUUCGGAGCUCGGGGUCCGAGGUCUCCUGCCAACUCUUCGACCUCGGGGGCCUCGUCGCGUGAUCUUCGUCGUGGGUCUGCCCCUACGGCGGGUUCUCCCAGGCCUAACGAGUGCAGGAAUGGGCGCGGAUGUCGGGGCUGUGAUGAUUGCUCCCUUUCAAAUUCAAAGUCAAUCUCAAAUUCAACUGUUGGGCGGCAUUGGCCUCGUAGGUUGCAGUGGCGGCCCAUUCUGCGUAACGGGCCCCUCAGGCCUGGGCUUGGGCCUGGAGGGAUGGAUUUGUCGGGCUCGGUUACUUCAGCCUUGCUCUGUCUUUUUUGUAAAGCCAGGGGGCAUUUGAAAUUGUUCUGCAAACGUAAAAAAUCAGAAUUUGGUUUCCCUCUCUCCUCGUUCCCUUCCUUCGAAAGUUUCUGCCCUUUGGAAGGGUCUCCCCGUCCCUUGGACUUCGGGUCCUGGUUCCGCUCGUCCUCCCGGUCUCUGACGGGUGGGACUCCACCUUCAUUUGCCUCCUUCCGUGAAUUCGCCGAAGCGGUUUCCUUAUUAAAAAAAUCCGAACAGGCGCCAGAAACGUCCUUGGAGCUCGCGUUGGGUGUCACUUCAACAAAACCCCAACCUGCUUCUCCACCCUUUGCUCUCCGGCGAUCGUCUGAGAAUCUGUCAAUGGCGUACCGGCUCGUAGACCCGGGGCCGUUCCUCCCUCCAGGAUUCAGCGCCGCGGUGGUCCAGCAUCGUGGGAUUAUGGUCAGGUCAGUUUCGCAGCGUUUGCCGCCAUUUCACGAGGACUGGGCGAUUAUAAAUAUCCAUCCUUUACCGGAGCACGAGGUCUUGUUCCCUGCGGUUAGGGAUGUGGUCAGAGAAUACCUUGUUGAGCAUCAGAGGGUUGGUGUCCGCGCCAUUCAGCGCUCACAUUUUGGACAAGUGUUGGUGCAAUUCCGUAGUGUGCUGGAGCGGGAUAACUUGGUUCUUCUUGGUCCCCAGCAGUAUUUGGACGCUACUUUCACCGCGGUCCGUCACAAUGAUGCAUGGAACCACCGUGCCCUUCUCUUCAACCAUGAAUGUUGGCUUAUGCUUCUGGGGUUUCCCUUGGAUUAUCGUUCUUCAGAGUAUCUGCAGGCCGCCAUUGGGUCGUUUGGGAGGUUGAUUCUGUGGGAGGAGGACCGAAGCAAUAUAUCUAGAACCCUGCUCCGUGUUCGGGUCACUUCGCUUGAGGAGGUUCCCCAAUUUAUUGUUUUCUCGGAGGCCGAGGGUUUUGCUGGAGAUUCCUGGACGGUGCAAUGCGAAAUUAUCCAGCAGCUUAUGCUUGGCGGUCAGGCUCAGGAUGAGGACCCCAUCCCUCCGCCACCUGAGGAUGGUCAUCAGCUCCCCCUGGCCUUCUUCGGGCUGGGCCAACCUUUGCCCCCGGCUGGGCUUGACCUUAACUUUCCUCCGGAGCCUGAGGGUGGAGUGUUGCCGGCUCAGCAGGAUGACUUGGGGCAUGGAGAGUGGGAUCAGUGGAUUGUGAAUGAGCAGCCCAUUCAGCAAGACCCUCAACCCCCCUUGCCAGAUGAGCAGCACAUUCAGCAGGAAGAGCUGCAACACAGCAAUCAGCAUUCUGGCUUGUCGUCUGAUAGCUCCAUUGGUGCUGGUCAGCUUGCACCCCCCGCGAAUGGUCAUCCUGCAGUAAAUGGUCAUGCUCUGAUUGGGAACGGAAUGGAAAUCAAUGCUGCCCCUUCAAUGGGCCACAGGAGGUUGAUGGACCGGCACCUCAGGUGGAUCAGGCCCAGGAUUUGGAGGUUGUGCCCCCCCAGGUCCAGGUGGAUGUGCCUAACAACAUUCACCAUCAGAAUUUGGAGAUGAAUCUCAUGCUACAUCAGGAUUGGCAGCCUGACCCCGUCUUUCAGAUGAUUGAGGAAAGAAAUAGAGCUGUCCAGUUCUCUAGGCUCUGGGCCAAAUUCUUUGCUCCGGCUGGACCGACUGAUCACUCGGUAGGUGUCCCUGAGAAAUGGGCACCUUUUUUUCUUUCGAAUCUUCUUCAGCCGGAAUCUUUCAACUGGUCAAAGACUUUUCUUCUGUCAGGUAUCCCUUUAAAGUUGCAGGAGCAAGGAGUGAAUUCUAUCCCUUUUGUGGUUCCUAAGGAUUGCCCAGUUGAUCCCUCCCUGGGGGAUGUCACCUCUGGGGCCUCCAAGGAUUCCAUUGGUUCUGGUGGGCUGACUCCAAUCAUUGUGGAGACAGGGCUCAGGAGAAGCAAAAGAUUGAAGGAAUCACGUGACGGGUUCAGGCAUGGGGCAUGUCCAAAAAGGAACUGCCUCAUGUGCCAGCAUAACUUCGAUGGCCCACCCCCGCUAUCCUCCAAGGUGCUGCGGAAUCUGGGAACCAGGCUUUGCAACCUGUCUGAGGAGGACCUGUCUGAGCAGAGGUUGAAGCAAAAAAAUCGUCUGUGGGACCUGUUGGGCCGCGGAAGGUUGACAGGAAGGAUCUGGCAGAUGAGAAAACUGACGACUCUUCUGAUGAGGAUCAACAAGAUAAUCAUUAGGUGGAUGCUGGGGGAUCUAGGCUUCUGUGUGAGCCCCAUUAACUUUUGGAUGUACUUGGUUCUUCUUUUGGUUCUUGCAGGUCUUUUGGACUAUGGGGUGGCACCUGGGCGUGCCUGUUUUAAUACUCUGUUAAUAUGUGGCUUGUGGACUGACCUGGAUUUUAUCCACUCGUGUGGAUAUGUCCCAAAAACUUCUGGUGUUAUCAAUGAGUAAUCCCAAUUCUGUUAACUUCAUGGAGUGGUCUGUGCUGAGCCACAACGUUAGAGGAAUUAACUCUACCGCCAAAUGGAAUGCUAUUCGUUGUUCUAUUAGAGAUGCGGGUUGUGAGGUUGUUUGUUUGCAGGAAACAAAGAGGGAAUUCUUUGAUUUGGCCUAUCUUAAAAACUUUUGCCCUGCUCCUUUUGAUUCUUUUGCUUUUGUUCCCUCGAUGGGGAACUCGGGCGGAUCUGUUAUCAUUUGGAAGAGCUCUAGGCUUACAGGAAAUGUUAUCUUUCAAAAUAAUUAUGCCCAAUCGGUGGAAUUCACUUCAAACUUGUCGGCCUGCUCCUGGAUUAUCACCAAUGUUUAUGCUCCUUGCACCCAUCAUGGGAAAAUUGAUUUUUUCAACUGGCUGCAUAAUAUUUCUAUGCCCCCUGACAAACUUUGGCUUCUAGUUGGUGAUUUCAAUUUAAUCCGUCGGCCGGAGAACAGAAAUAGAAUUGGGGGGAUAUUAACCUUAUGCUGAAGUUCAAUGAAGCGAUAAGCAAUUUAGAUUUGAUUGAAAUCCCUCUUCACGGACUCACGUACACCUGGUCGAACAGACAACAGGAACCACUGCUUCAGAGGCUUGAUUGGUUUUUCAUCUCGCAAGAAUGGUCGACUGUCUUCCCAGACUCCUAUGCUAAGACAAUGCCGCGGGACAUCUCCGACCAUGUUCCUUGCUUGGUUUCAUUUAAGUCCAAAAUUCCUAAACCUACGAUAUUUCGGUUUGAGAAUUUCUGGCUUGAAUUGGAUGGUUUCAUGAACCUUUUUCAAGCUACUUGGAAUGGGAUCCCUAGCAUUCCCGACAAGGCCAAGAAUCUGACUGCCAAGUUCAAAAUUGUUAGGAAAGUUCUGAAAGAAUGGCAGAGAUCGCUGCCAAAAAUAGAUAUAACGGUGAAGAACAUUAAGUUGCUAAUUGAGCUUAUUGACAUCAUGGAAGAGCACCGGGAUCUUUCUAUUGAGGAAUGGAAUUUCAGGGAAAUCCUGCAACAAAAGGUGGCUGAUUUGCUUAAUAUUCAAAAAAUUUAUUGGAAGCAGCGUGCGGCUAUUCGGUGGGUUACUGAGGGAGACAUUUGUUCUCGCUUCUUUCACGCCCAUGCCACCAUUAAACACAGGAAAAAUUCAAUCUCUACUUUGACUGAUGACAAUGGGACCAUGUUCUUUGAGCAUGAACAUAAGUCUGAUCUUCUCUGGGAGGCUUUCAAGUGCAGACUGGGGUCGUCCGACUUUUCUGAUAUUGGGUUUGACCUAUCAGAAAUUUUAACUUCCAAUGAGCAAUUACAGGGGCUAGAUCAUCCAUUUUCUAAGCUGGAAAUUGAUAGCAUCAUAAAACUCUUACCUUCAGAUAAAUCCCCAGGGCCAGAUGGUUUUAAUACAAACUUCAUCAAAAAGUGCUGGCAUGUCAUUGCCCCCGAUUUCUAUGAUCUGUGUGAUAAAUUCUUCCAUGACCAGGCUUGCUUCAGAAGUAUUAACGGGUCAUUCAUUGUUUUGAUUCCAAAGAUAGAGAGUCCUAUGAAGGUGGGGGAUUACAGGCCAAUUUCUCUUCUAAACAAUAGUAUGAAAAUCUUAACGAAGUUGUUGGCAAAUCGUCUGCAACCGUUCAUGCCCCGGUUAGUUCACAAGAAUCAGUAUGGUUUCAUCAAGGGAAGGUCCAUUCAAGACUGCUUGGCCUGGGCCUUGGAAUAUAUUCACCUUUGUCACUCCUCGAAAAAAGAGAUCAUUGUGCUCAAGCUUGAUUUCGAGAAAGCCUUUGACAUGAUUGAGCAUGAGUUGAUUAUCUAGGUUCUGAUCCACAAAGGUUUCAGCCCUAAGUGGAUCAACUGGAUCCGGAGCAUUCUUCAUUCUGGCACUUCCUCGGUGUUACUUAAUGGAGUUCCUGGUAAGCCUUUUCAUUGCAGGAGAGGGGUUAGGCAGGGCGACCCUCUUUCACCCCUGUUGUUUGUACUGGCAGCUGACCUUCUGCAGAGCAUCAUCAAUAAAGCUAGGAUGCAGAAUCUUCUCAAGCUACCAUUGCCAGACAUUGGUGAACAGGAUUUCCUGAUUAUUCAAUAUGCAGACGACACUCUUCUGAUUUUGGAAGCAUGCCCUAAGCAACUUUUUUUCCUCAAGGCAAUCCUCAACUCUUUUGCCUCUUCUACUGGCCUGAAGGUUAACUACAACAAGUCAAAUAUGUUCCCUAUUAACGUGUCUCCGGAUAAAAUGGUGAUCUUAUCCCGAACCUUCAAUUGUCAGAUUGGCGAGAUGCCAUUCACCUAUCUUGGCUUGCCUUUGGGCCUGGUGAGACCUAGAAAGGAACACUACUUACCUCUUAUUCAAAGGAUUCAGAGGAGGCUGUCUUGCUCUUCAAAUUUUUUGUCCCAGGCUGGGCGCCUGGAAUUGGUAAAUUCUGUCUUCUCAGCCUUACCAAUGUUCUUCAUGUGCACGCUCAAGAUUCCUAAAACCAUCAUUAAGAAAAUUGAUAUUUUCAGAAAGCACUGUCUGUGGAGAGGAAAUGACAUCAACUCCAAGAGGCCACCUUUGAUUGCUUGGAAUUCGGUCACUCAGAGGAAAGUGAAUGGUGGCCUGGGAGUUCUUCGCUUAGAAACGCAGAACGAGGCUCUUCUAAU